GUUCUUUUCAAAAUGUUCUCUAAUUGCUUUAAUACAGUAUUUAUUCUUAUUAUCAUUGCUCAAUUCAUUCAAUGUCAUGAGAUACACUCUAGUAGUUAUCACCAAGGACACCAAUCCCCUAAAACGAUAUCACCAAGUGAUAUAGACACUUCAGAUUCUUUUGCUGGUCAGUUUUUCGAUAGCUUAAAGGCGCUCAAAUCAAGCACUCAGCUCAAGAAAGAAAGAGACUCAAAAAAUAGGGUAUGGGACAAGCUUGAUAGGGGUAAUCGACGCAACAGCAAAUUACCUACAGGUGUUUCACUGCUCCCUUUAUUGGAUUUCCCAGGAGGCUUAUUUGGUGAUAAACAACAAAGCACUGGACCACACGUGCCUUCAUGUUACAGGAAUGGUAAAGUGACUCUCUCUCAGUAUUGGAUACCCAAGGAAAACGAAUGGGAUGAGACACCAAAUGGGAAGCGUAUCUUCUUGGGAGGUAAUAUCAAAAGACCUUUGCUCGACAAAAAGAACGACACUAUUGCCCUGGUUCCAGCAGCCAUGUAUGAUAAGUGCAACCUUGAAGGAUUCUGCUUAUUAGAAAACGGAGACCUCAUCAACUUACAUAACCAAACAGAUCGAUUUGUGAGAGUGGGAGGCUAUGGGCGUGCUCAUAAUGUAUUUGGUCUAGGAUCUGGAGAACAAAAUUUGGUUCCGUAUGUGAGCGUAGCAGCAAAUGACCUUCCCUAUGGACAAACGCUUUACAUACCUCAGCUAGACGGUUUAAAAUUGGGUGAUGGUCAGAGACAUAAUGGAUGCGUAAGAGUAGACGAUGAUAGCUGGUCUUUUGACUCAUGUCAAAUUGACUUUUUUGUGCCAACUUAUGUGGACUAUCUAUGGUUAGAUAUCAAGAGCCGUGCCUCAGUCAAAAUCGUAGAUUGUGAAGUAAAGAAUUACAUAACAACAGCACAUCUACAGUCUAUAAUGGCAUCCACUGAUGUGAAUAUUAUUCCUUCUUUACUGAAUGCAAAAUAUAGAAAAGAAUAAGGCCGUUGAUUGUACCUUAUAGCUUUUAUCCUAAAUUAAAAAUAAAGUUCAAAAAGUUUAACAUAUAGACGCC
This is a messenger RNA of Rhizopus microsporus ATCC 52813, 1093 nucleotides long. RefSeq lists its product as uncharacterized. Lineage: Eukaryota; Fungi; Mucoromycota; Mucoromycetes; Mucorales; Rhizopodaceae. The coding region runs from base 13 to 1020 and encodes 335 amino acids. The record is from RefSeq and is a predicted model, not a curated record. The transcript is spliced from 4 exons.